This is a messenger RNA of Malurus melanocephalus (red-backed fairy wren), 4204 nucleotides long. It is a transcript of the gene STAM2, whose product is annotated as signal transducing adaptor molecule 2. Bases 270 to 1703 code for a protein of 477 amino acids. The transcript has 13 exons. NCBI's taxonomy places the organism in Eukaryota, Metazoa, Chordata, Aves, Passeriformes, Maluridae. Gene Ontology annotation, molecular function: ubiquitin binding; phosphatidylinositol binding. Gene Ontology annotation, cellular component: endocytic vesicle. Gene Ontology annotation, biological process: signal transduction. The record is from RefSeq and is a predicted model, not a curated record.
AUUCUAAUGAAUCCUGAAUGAGGUCAGAGCCCAGUUUACACAAUUAAGCCUUAAAAUCAGUGUCAAUGAAGGGUUGGAAUGAGAUGAACUUUAAGRUCCCUUCCAACCCAAAUCAUCUCAUGAUUCCAUGAAAUAUUAAUUAAGGAUCCAUUCUAUUAAACUGAUAGAAUCUGAACGGAAUAAAUUAAUAAAUCCCUUAAUCAAUCUCAUUUUUCUUUCCAGAAAAAGCUACAAAUGAAUACAACACCAGUGAGGAUUGGGGGCUUAUCAUGGAUAUAUGUGACAAAGUUGGAAGCACUCCCAAUGGAGCCAAGGACUGCCUUAAAGCCAUCAUGAAGAGAGUGAAUCACAAAGUUCCCCACGUGGCUUUGCAAGCACUCACACUUUUAGGAGCCUGUGUCUCAAACUGUGGGAAAAUAUUCCAYUUGGAAGUUUGUUCCCGGGAUUUUGCCAGUGAAGCUCGAGCUAUAAUAAACAAGGCUCAUCCAAAAGUGUGUGAAAAGCUGAAAACUCUGAUGGUGGAGUGGUCAGAAGAAUUCCAGAAGGACCCACAGUGCAGUUUAAUAUCUGCAACCAUCAAAUCCCUGAAGGAAGAAGGGGUCACCUUCCCUGCAGCUGCAUCCCAGGCUUCCACAAAUGCUGCUAAGAAUGGCUCCUCAUCCAGUAAAACCAAAGAAGAUGAGGACAUAGCUAAAGCUAUCGAAUURUCUUUGCAAGAGCAGAAACAGCAGCAAAUGGAAACCAAAUCCUUGUACCCAUCUGCAGAAAUCCUCCCCAACCCUCAGAGCCUGAGGAAGGUGCGAGCUCUCUAUGACUUUGAAGCUGUCGAGGACAAUGAGCUCACCUUUAAAAGUGGAGAAAUUAUUUUUGUUUUGGAUGACAGCGAUGCCAAUUGGUGGAAAGGGGAGAACCACAGAGGAGUGGGGCUGUUCCCAUCCAAUUUUGUGACCUCUGAUUUGACUGUGGAGCCUGAAGCAGCAGCUGUGGAUAAAAUCUCUGCUYCUGAGGACACUGCAGAAGAAAUUAAGAAAGCAGAGCCUGAGCCAGUUUAUAUUGAUGAGGAUAAGAUGGAUAAAACCCUGCAGGUACUUCAGAGCAUAGAUCCAACUGAUUUAAAGCUCGAUUCUCCAGAUCUCCUCGACUCAGAAGAUAUCUGCCAGCAGAUGGGUCCAAUGAUAGAUGAAAAACUAGARGAGAUAGACAGGAAACAUUCCGAGUUAUCUGAACUGAAUGUGAAGGUUCUGGAAGCUUUGGAGCUCUAUAACAAAUUGAUGAAUGAGAGCCCCAUGUACUCAGCCUACUCCAAAUUGCAGCAUCCUGCACAAUUCCCACCCACCUCUUCUGGUGUCUCUGUGCAGUCCUAUCCCGUGCAGGCUCCCAGUGGGAAUUUCAUGCUCCAGGGAGUGUCCAUGGCCCCAGGGUACAGCCUGACCCCGGAGCAGGUGAGAUCUCUGCCUCAAAACAUCAACUCUGCAGCCACUCAGCCACCUCCAGCUGCUUAUUUAAGCCCCGGCCCCGACCCCGCUCUGCCGCAGCCCUUCCCGAGCGUCACCAGUGUCACCUUCCCCCAGCACCAGAUGGGAAUGGCCUCUGUGGACAUGGCAGCCUUCCAGAACAACCCAGGASCAGCUUAUCCCGUGGCACAUCCCGCUCACUCCCUGCUCCAGCAGCAAACAAAUUACCAUCAGCAGCCUCUGCUCUGAAGGAAUCGUCUCCUGAGCUAACGGGGCUUUGUGGAUCCUGCUCGUGGAUAUCAAAAGGACAUUUUCCUUUUCAAAUAACCCAACUCGCUGCGUUAGGGUGAUGCAGAGUAAAAAUAGGCACCAGCUCUGAUGGUUAUUUGCAUAUUUGCAUCCUGAACUAGAUUAAGGGAUGGUUUAAAAUAAUUCCAGAUUCCUCCGAGUCCCUUUUUUUUUUUUUUUUUUUCCUUGCGCUUUCAGGAAACGCCACUUGUGAAUCUCGAAAAGAUUGUCCCAAAAUAAUUCUCUUUUCCAAUGUGUUUCUGGAAACUUGAGAAUGCUGAGAUGCUUUGCCUCCUCUGGUGUUUCCUGUAAUCCUUCUAUCCCAGUGGCUUUAGGGAAUCUCUGCAGUUUGGAGUUGCUGAAGGACGCGGAACCCGAGCAAGAAACAGAGGGGUUUGAUGGUGCUGCCUCUGUAUUUUGGAAAAUUCACAGAACUGCUGCGUUUUUCUUGAAGAAAACAAGUUUUCCUAGAAUUGCUUGGUGUCUUGGCAGAGGUGGCACCAGGCUCCUCCUUGGAAGAGCGGGCACGAGAUGCUGCCAGCUGCCUGUGUGGGCACUCGGUGGAUCAGGGUGCUGAGCCAGGAACUUGCACUGAAUCUCUUCCCAGUUUUCCUUCCUGGAUGGAUGUAGAAGUGAAGGAGGAUUGUAACUAACUCCUGGUGGGAAAGGAGGGGGAUGGAGAAUGUUUGAAGCUGCUGAAGCCUGAGGAUCUGCCCUGUUCCCUUUCCAGGGGAUGCUGAGUGGAACAGGAAUUGUCUCCAUGGGACCAGGGGGUUCUGCCUCRCUGGGAUUUCCUUUCUCUGCCCCUCUGUCCGUGUCUGAACAAGCACUGACUGCAGAGAAAGGGGRAUUUUGGGCACAUUCCACGUGCUGGGGGUGGGAUUGGGCUCCUCACACAUGGAAAAGCACAGCCACAUCCCCUCAGAGCUGGGGAUGGGUGGCCGAGAAAAGAAAUCCAAGAAUUUCUUCCCUGAUGCACUUUUGAAAAGGGUGGGGUUUAUCUGGGGGAGCAGAUGAGCUGGAUUAUCCUUUGGGAAUGUGGGAUUGCUUUCUUGUCUUGUUUCAACUGCUGAAACAAAAACCACUUCAUCCUCCUAUUUACCCACUCACUGGAGCGUGGUCAUAUUUAUCCUGCUUUUAACAACCUCUGGUGAGUGAUAAUCCUUGGUUUGGGAAAGGAUGGAAGCCAGGCACUGAUAAAAACRUCUCAAUUAAAAGCAGGAAGCUCCCAGAUGUCUAAAUAAACAUUUUUGGUGCAUAAAUUUCAUCCCAAAUUGGAACUCCCGGGCUGCUGAGUGACAGAACCCACCCUUCACUCAGCACCUCCUCCAUUUGUUUUCCAUUUUAUUUAAUUAUUUGCUCUCUUGACAUUUUAUUCCUUUGCAGCUAUGCAAAAAGUCUUCAGCACCUGCUCUUUGAAUCACUUUUUAUUGAAAUGUGUGCACUUGGAAGGAGGAUUUUGUCUUUCCUUUAAUUUGUCCUGAUCCUUCUCCUGGAGGUAUCUCAGUACUGAUAACUCACGUGGCAAUACUGAAGUAUUUUCCUAACUUGUUCCUUAUUUGAGGAAAUUGAUUGAUUUCAAUGCUGCUGUUCCAAAUUCUCACCGUUUGGAGCUUUUUAUUUGUUGGGAUUUACUUUGUUCCAAGUCRCUUUGUGGUCAAACUAAACCUAGAAAUGCUCCGUGUUUGGUAGGAAAUUSAGAUUGGUGUUUUUUUUAUUGGCUUCUGAGCUUUGGGCCAAGAGAAAACUUCCAUUGAGCCAGCCAGAUGUGAUCUGAUGAUGUUCAUUGUUAAGUAUAAAUAAUGUACAUACUCAUUUGUCUGAGAUUUUCUACACAGCUCCACACAUGCCUGAACUUUUAUAAAAGCAGGAUUUGUCCUUCUGUCGCCUCUUCUCUUCCUAACUCCGUGAUAUGCAACUUGUAGAUAGUGUAAAAUAAUUUAAUUAUUAUUAAACCGGUGUAUUUGGAGGGGGUUGGUGUUUCUCUUCAUACUUCUACACAUGAUCAUAUUUAUUUUUAAGGCCUGAUUGUAACUGAAYAUGCUGCCAAAGGAUUUCUCUGACUCCAGAUUUCUACCUUAGGUUUCUACCUGCUGUUUUCUAUCGGGAAUUCAGGGUGGAGAACUCCUGCUUUUUCAUAAAACUCCUUAACAUAGGAACCCAGGCCACUUUCUGAUGAGACUUUUCCUGGUGAUAUGUUUGUUUUUUGGGUGUUAAAUCUCAAUAACAGAUCCAUUUCCUUUGGUGUGAGCUGGGGACCUGUCGUGUCUGUUCAAUUUGUCACCUCCCAGGGAUUGCUCUGAGGGGUUGUGCUCUGUCACCUGAUGUCACCCACGCUUUGUCUCUGGACCUGGCUCCAGAAAUWAUGGUAAAAAUCAGAUUGUUGAAACCUUCUGAGUGCUGGUGUUGUGUGUUUAUUGUGUUGGGUUUGGGGGAUGUCCCUGAUCAUGCAGGACUCUGUC